Molecule: messenger RNA, 4588 nt
Organism: Podospora bellae-mahoneyi
Lineage: Eukaryota; Fungi; Ascomycota; Sordariomycetes; Sordariales; Podosporaceae
Exons: 4
Coding region: 534-3617 (1027 amino acids)
Molecular function (GO): protein binding
Source: RefSeq, a predicted model, not a curated record
UCCGUUUCUUCUUGAGCGGCAUGGGUGUUGUGCUUGUCAGGCUUGUCCAACGUCAAAUCACCAGUGGGCAGAGAGACGUUGGCGGGUCGUCUGUGAAUCCCUUCGUUUUCUCGACUUUAUUUUUUGCGUUUCCCUUGCGCAACUCCGAAAAUCUCAACAAACGUUUGAGGUUCCAAACUUGUUGCCCUUGCCUUCCCGCACAAAACUAGACUGGCGCCACCGAGUGGCAGUCAUCAUAUUCCGUCGUUUUUCCCCCAUUCCAAUGUGCUCGUCAUCUGCUGUCACUCUGCCAGCCGCAAGCCGCAGCACCCCUCCUCGCAGACCCGCCAGACAGAGCCAGACAAGUUAUGGAUCGGUCGCAGAGGUUCGGCUCUCCCAACACCACGCAUGAGCAUCGCCCUUGAGCGCGAGCUCUUUUACAAACCCGAAACCCGGCCUUUUCGCCGCAAACUUUUCCCACACCAUACCCCGCGAUAGAGCCAUCGUUGCGGCCAUCCCAAGAUCCCGACACCGCACAACAAACUCGCGCAACCAUGGCCACGCCGGCUGCUGCGACCACCGUGGGCACCACCACGGCCAAGAUACCCGAGAUUGAUGAGGUCUGGAAGGCUGCGCAGAAACUCCGUGGUACGAUUGUCAAGGAACUGGAGCAGGUACAGGGCAGAGAAGCUGCCAACGAGGUGGCUCGCUUCGAGAAAGUCGAGAAGUUGAUGGAGCAUUAUCGCCUUGCCUGUGUUGAGGUCAUCUGGCCCGACUUCCGAGUUACCAAGGAGAAGCACGUCGAGGACACUCUUUGGCAAGUUCACACAUUGAUCACCAAGGCCUACCGAAAGGUGCUUGGUAGGUUGAACGGCAACGACAAUGCCGUACUUCGACGUAGAGUUGAGCGGUUAUACGCCGCCUACUUGAAGACUGCGCAGUACUUCUACAAGGGUUGGCUGCAGAGAGUGUGCGCUCGGUAUAACAUCAAGGAUCUUCAACGCAUAGCGCGCGUUAUUGGCAUCGAGAUGUCUGUCCCAAAGGCCCACACGGUUGACGCUGCUGCUCAUAGACUGGAUGAGAUUGUCAGGGACUCGUGCCACAAGACGCUCAUCUACCUGGGAGACCUUGCUCGAUAUCGCACUCUUCUUCGCAACAAGGACCGCAACUGGGAUAAUGCGCUGUCGUACUACUUUCUCGCGAACGACCUGGCCCCAGAGUCAGGCUAUGGCCACCACCAGUGCGGCGUCAUCUACGCCGAGGUUGACGAUCACUUGCACAUCGUUUAUCACAUGUACCGCGCAAUGGUCUGUGACAAGCCGCAUCCAAAUGCUGCGCCGAACCUUGAGCGAGAGUUCCGCGACAUCCAGAAGAAGAGAGGCGGGGAUGCCAGACAGGUCUUCAUCACUUGGUUUCUGAAGCUUCAGGCCUUCUACUACCAGGGCAAAGAAUUCUCUGAGCGUAAGGAACUCGAGAAUGAAGUUGACCAUCGUCUGGCCGUCGCCAUGAAAUCAGGCACACUUUUCAAAUCGGACCAAGAUUUGCUCAAAAUCAUUCUGAUCAAUAUCACAAGCUAUGCCGCUUGCGCGCAGAAGGUUCAGGACAAAUGGACUGAGGAGGGAUCUCGCUCAUGCCAAUAUCUGCUCCUUCUCAACAUUCGCACUAUCCACAUCAUCUCAAAGCUGCUCCGAGACGAGCUUAACGAGCUGGUCAAACGUCAACCAGUGGAGACCACUCUAGCGCAAGAACAGAGCAAGUUCACGCCCGUCUUCGCCCGCGUCUUGCCUUUCCUGCGCGUGUACAUGGCUUGGCUAUGCUUCUACAGCACUGAGCUGAAGCAGUACCAGGAGCACUUGGAGCCUCAAUUUGGCGACAUGUGCAAGAUGCUCAGCAUGGCCUUGGGUCUCCUCCUGGAGUUCGUAGCAAACGCUCAAGAGCCUGGAAAGAUUGUUCCGUGGCGUUUUGCCGAAGACGAGCUCACACUCGGUGUGAACUGCCUCAACGGCCCAGAGUUGAAGGGCUGCCAGCUCUAUUGCGACCCGUUUAGCAAGCAACCCAAGCCGCGACGGGAUGAGUCCCCUGAGGAUGAGUACUCAAACGACGACAUUACUUGGAGCAGGAUGCUGCACAUUGCGCUCUGUGCUUUCGAGUUGGCGACUCCGGGAUCCCCGUUUCCGCUCGUCACUGCUACGGCCUCUUCCAAGGACGCGGAGGGAUAUGCGACCGUCGUGUACCACGAAGGCCCAAAACACUUACCGCCAAGCGUCCAGAGCCCGCAACCGGCCUCCUCUGCUUCUACAACCACCGCAGCCCCUGCGCCUCCUGCAGCCGUUGCCACGCCGGCUCAUGUACCUGCGGAAGUAGUAGCAGUCCCAAGCCCGUCAGACUCUGUUGAACUCUCGGAAGACCAAGAGUUCUAUGGAGAGCGAUUGCGCCGCGCCAGUGUCAUUGCCAAGCACUCUACAAGCAAGAAAAACGCUCAGCCCGCAGCGCAAAGCGAGAGUAUCUCUCACUCCGCUGAGGCCAUCCGAGCCAGCCAGCCAGCGCAGAACUCAGACUUCCUUCCUAUUGAGAAUCAGAUCUUCAACAUCCUUAAUGAUUUCCUUAGCCCGCCGGAGACUCGCUCUGCCCAGAAGCCCGAAACGCCAACUCGACUGGUCCCCGAGGACAGCACCUCCUACGGUAUGGGUUCCUCCACGGCCAAUGAGGUCUUCGGUGCCGCUUCAUCGAGCCCUGGUCCAAACCCAGGUUCUGCCACGGGCAAGACCUUUCCCACGUUGCCAUGGUCUUACUUUUUGGACUCGGGGGCUGGUGGGCCAGCUCAGAAGAAUGGUGGAAGGAGUGCAGGAUCGAAUGGCUGGGACACCGCCAUGUCUUCAAGACCGGCCAGCCAAGGCAGUCCAGCCCAUCUUGCCGGCAGCCACGGUUUUAACAAUCCACUGGCGCACCAUCAACACCGCUCUUCUGCUUCAGGCUCGUUCUCCAGGGACCGUGUAAACCAGCUUCAAGGCUAUAGCCGUGACCCCUGGCAGCAAACUGGAAAAAGCAUGGCUUCCCAAGGUAGGACUGCUUCGAAUCCUCUUUCACAGCAGAACAUUUGGGGCCCGUCUAGCUCGCCCUUCUCUGGAUCGCACAACUUCUCUGCCAACCCGUCCAGCCUCCCUUCAGUCAACAGCCCUAUGGGCUUGCCAAUGAGAACUUCUGGACUUGGUUACCAGCAAAGCAACACGGCAGCUCGCUCACCUCUCUCCGGCAACCCUCUCCGUGCCUAUCCAAAUGGUGCGGACGGCGGCCAUAUCAACCCGCCUCCUGGGUUUGGUGGCAAUGCUGCUGCGGCUCUGGCAGACUCGGUUUACACCACCUCUCCCGGCGCGCAUGGCCAUAGUCAUCAGACUUAUGGGUACCAGGACGCCAUCACCGCCCAGCAGCAGCAGAUGCUGGCGAUGAUGAGAGGCAAUGUCAACGCUGAGAACAACUGGAACGGGUUCAACACGGCUUCCAAGCCCUCGCAGACUCUGCCGCCGGGGCUUCAGAACCAGAUGUAUGGUGGUGCGUUUGCUUCGCAGCUGGGUAACCAGCAGCAGCAGCAGCAGCAGCAGCAGGCUAUACGCAAGGCGGAAAACCUUCCUAAGCGCUGAGAGAUGAUGUGCAAUGGAUUCGACUCACAUUUUUUGUACGGCUUUUUGUCAACCAACCAGGCCACCCUCUUGUCCUUGUUAGGAGGACUAUCCGGGCAUCCUUUAACGAGUGGGGCAUACCUUUGCCAGCCAGUUUGGAAUCCGAAUCGACUUGUUCGUCUUCGAGUUCUUCGGCCGCAACAAGCGAUUGGCCGCGAUGAUCUCAACUUUGCAUACAUCCUUGCCUUUGGUCAAUCUCGCAGAACUUGAGAAGCCCUAUUGCCACCACCGCCGCCGACCACAGCCAUUUUGUCACGGCAUCACAGCGAUCAAGAAAGGGGAUUUGACAGAUUGUUCAACAUGGCAGGUUGACGCCAUGCUAUUCGCCACAAUAUAUUUAUUGGCCUUUGCCUUUUGGCCCUGUGGUCUUCACCCCUGACCUGGAACGGUCUACCUAUUCUACCAAAUCUACCCACCCCCCGAAACCUUUCUCACAAUGCUCAAUAUGAUGAUGCCUGGAGGGAGACAAGGGAAAAAGUUGAUAUUCUCCCAAACGCAUGACAGGAAACAAAAGAGAAGAAAAUGCCAAAAAAAAAAAAUUUCGCUCACACACACACAACACACAGCAACCAGAUUUGCCUCCCGUUGUUGAAACCCAGAUAGACUGACUCCUCUACCUUUUUUACACUUUUCCCGAUGCGAUUUGACCCCUCCAACGCCCUACAAGAAAAAGCAAAGGAAAAGAAGAAAAAAGAGUUCAUUCAUUGAGUGAUCUACUGGCGGGAGUAGGUCUGCUUGGGGAAGGGGUAACUGGGAGGGGGGAGUUAGCUGAGGUCAUUCUUUUGAGUGAGGAGGAUUUGGUUUGGGGAAAGUAGGGCUAGGGGAAUAAGGGGCAGCGGAAAGUAUUCUUCAGUAGCAGCAGUAGUAGUCGUUGCGCUUUUGCUUUUGUGCUCGCAAAAAUAACACAGACUGAUCAACCGAACUUUUGUGUG